AUGCGAUCUUGUUCUUUUUCUUCUAUUGCCGAUGGCCAUCUUUCUCUUUCGGCUAACGGGACAUCCAAUCUUCUUGCCCAACAAGCUGCAAAUGGCGACCUACAGGCUUAUGCCAUGCAUAAGAAAGCGAAAGAGAGAAUGGUCUUGAUACGGGGCGGGAUCAGGAAGCUCAACCCUGACUUGCAUGACGAGUUGCUGAAGAGCAAAUUCUUUCUCCCAUUGUCGUUAUACGGUAAGUUUGUCUGCGAAGUCACCAAAGACGACCACAUCCUAGUGCGUUUCAAGGAGAACGCCCCUAUCAAGACCUCCCAGGCCGGUAGAUGCCAGGGGUUGUCCUCAGUCAUCGCCAGCAAGGGCCCCAUCACCACUCAAGCGGUGGAGAUUCUUCAGCGCAUUUUCAAACAAAUCUUCAAAGAACCACGAUUCAUGCGAACAGGAGAAGCAUGCGGCGCUGACAAUAACGACGAUAACCUAACUCCUCAGCCUAUCAUCGAUCAAGCCCCCAAUGAAAUGAGUCGAGUCCUACACAUUACUGAUGAACUAGAUUCGAAGUCCUUAUAG
Molecule: messenger RNA, 561 nt
Organism: Rhinocladiella mackenziei CBS 650.93
Lineage: Eukaryota; Fungi; Ascomycota; Eurotiomycetes; Chaetothyriales; Herpotrichiellaceae
Exons: 2
Coding region: 1-561 (186 amino acids)
Source: RefSeq, a predicted model, not a curated record